Messenger RNA from Centrocercus urophasianus (Greater sage-grouse), 10416 nucleotides. It is a transcript of the gene WDSUB1, whose product is annotated as WD repeat, sterile alpha motif and U-box domain containing 1. The transcript has 11 exons. The record is from RefSeq and is a predicted model, not a curated record. Lineage: Eukaryota; Metazoa; Chordata; Aves; Galliformes; Phasianidae. The coding region runs from base 1216 to 2670 and encodes 484 amino acids. Gene Ontology annotation, biological process: protein ubiquitination. Gene Ontology annotation, molecular function: protein binding; ubiquitin-protein transferase activity.
CCGUGCUGCGGCCUGCCGGUCCCGCCGGAGCGCCCCUCGUAAAGCCGUCCGUGAACGGGGCAGCUUAGCGGAAUUUGGAGAUCACAAGGGAAAUAACUUGCCUUGUCCUCCAUCCGACUGUGUCUGACACUUUGGCACCUAACUAGAUCGUUUCAGGAAGACAAAGUACAACCUGACCUGUGGUGGUGCAGGUAAUUGCUUGGUUUAACAAGAGCAGGGAAUGCAAUCAAAAGGAAGGGGCAGUGCUUUUUCUCACAUUCGAGUCUCAGUUUAGUCUUUGUUCUUGCCUGUUUCCCAUACCCAUUAAUUCAGAGUAGAUGUUAGUUUUUGGAAGUAGAGCUCAACUGUAGGUUUUGGUGAUUUCUGUUUUCCCCCCAGCAUACUUUGUGGUCUGCUCUGCUCCCACUUGGAGAUCUAGCAUUCAUUUAGCAGUUUUUUUGUACACGUAUCUGUACUGGUGCCUGCUUUAUAGGGAUAUGGGACAGGGUUCUGCUGCUUUCACUAACCUGUUAAUGCAGGUGGUUUUGAAGCGCAUGCAUGGCACAUCCAGUUAAAGAGAGGAUGGCUUGAAAACAAAUACAAAGAUACCUAACAGCUACUUUGUGCUAGCUUGUUAGGAAAACUUUUGUUUUUCCCCACAUAAUUAAAAUUAAAAAUACUGUUAUAUCCAUUGUGCAACCCGAAGCAAUGUUUUGACACUGAAUCCUAAUCACAUGUAGGAAGAGAUAUUUGUUUUAUAUGUAGCAAGUGCUUUAUAAGUUGCUAGAUUGGUGACUAGAUUCUACAGUGCGCAUGUACUGCAUUAUGUUUUGUGCAGGUGCAAUUGAGAACAAAUUUGAACAGCAAACUUAUUAGCAUAAAUGAAAGUACUGGAACAAAGUAUGUUGCCAUUGCCCUAAAAUCAAACAAUUUUUAUGUGAGCUUCAGUGCUCCGUUGCAAACUGGCAAGUUAACUUAAAUAAAAGUUAAAAUAUGUUUUACUGUAACGGAGUCAAAACCUCCUCAUUUGCAUGUUGUACAUGUGAUCUGCUUUAGGUUGAGGAUAAAACAGUACAUAUGUGAAAAAUUAACCCCUGCAGAUCAGUUAUUUCUUCCAGGAGAAUGUAUCUUAGUAAGGCACUGUGUGCGCCUCAUUUAUGAAUUAGGAGACAUGUCCAACUGUUUUAACUUCAAGUUCUUUUGUUUGUUUGUUUGUUUGUUUUGGAAGUGGAUUAAAUGGCGACAUUAGUUCGCACUUUAACAGAUCAUAGUGAUGAUGUCAACUGCUGUGCCUUCUCAUCAUCGUGCUUGGCUACUUGUUCCUUGGACAAAUCAAUUCGUAUUUACUCUUUAAAUGACUUCACUGAGCUCCCAUACUCGCCUUUGAAAGGUCAUGCAUACGCUGUCCACUGCUGCUGCUUCUCUCCAUCAGGACACACUUUAGCGUCGUGUUCCACGGAUGGCACUACCAUCGUUUGGGACACUCGUGAUGGUCGGGUGCUGGCAGUGCUGGAGCAGCCCACUGGCAGCCCAGUCAGAGUCUGCCGCUUUUCUCCUGAGUCCUCUUACCUGGUGUCGGGUGCAGCUGAUGGAAGUGUUGUUCUUUGGAACAUGCUCUCAAUGAAAAUGUACAGGUCUGGGAAUGUUAAAGAUGGUUCUUUGGUGGCCUGUGCUUUUUCUCCGUGUGGAAAUUUCUUUGUCACUGGAUCAUCAUGCGGUGAUUUGACUAUUUGGGAUGAUACAAUGAGAUGUCUAUGUAACGAAAAAGCACACGAUCUUGGCGUUACCUGCUGUGAUAUUUCUUCAUAUCCAGUUUCAGGUGGUGACCACGCGUCCGGAUACUUCCAGAUGGCUUCUUGUGGUCAAGAUAAUAAGAUCAAAGUCUGGUUUAUUUUGUUUGCAGACUCCUUAGGUUGUGAAUUAAGAUAUAAAUGCACGUUGAGUGGACAUUCUGCCCCAGUUCUGGCUUGUGCAUUUUCUUAUGAUGGGCAGAUGUUAGUCUCAGGGUCUGUGGACAAGUAUGUCAUAAUAUAUGAGACUAAUACUGGCAAUAUCCUUCAUACUUUGUCUCAGCAUACCAGGUAUGUCACAGCUUGUGCCUUUGCGCCACGCAGUCUCUUACUUGCCACGGGUUCAAUGGAUAAAGCUGUGCACCUAUGGCAGCUGGACAGUAAGCAGCCCUGUGCAGGAAACGCUAUAGAAAAUAACUCUAAGAUUAGAACUGCUGAGAACUGGUCGGAGGAUGAAGUUUCAGCCUGGCUUUGUGCACAGGGCUUUGCAGAACUUGUUGGGCUUUUCAAAGCAAAUAACAUCGAUGGCAAAGAACUCCUGAAUCUUACAAGAGAAAGUCUGACUAAUGAAUUAAAAAUUGAGUCUCUUGGCCUGCGCAGUAAAAUCCUCCAGAAGAUCAAAGAGCUGAGGAUAAAAACAGUCUCUGUUUCCAUUGCUGUUCCUGAUGAAUUCUUAUGCCCUAUAACUCGGGAGCUCAUGAAGGAUCCUGUCAUUGCAGCAGAUGGGUAUUCCUACGAAAAGGAGGCAAUAGAAAAUUGGAUCAGCAAUAAAAGACGCUCUAGUCCCAUGACGAAUCUCCCUCUUCCCAGUCUUGUGCUUACACCCAACAGGACACUGAAAAUGGCCAUCGGCCGUUGGCUGGAGACUCAGCAGAACUGUGGUGAAACCACGUCGUUUUGAAGUUGUUUACUAAAAUGAAGGUAAAUGUCAUAAAUGUAAAUAUAGGUAAUCGUAGGCUAGAGGAGAUAUUUGUGUCAGAAACACCUGCAAUUAAAAAAGUUCUCUUCUUUCCUGGCUGUCACUUUUAAUGCACUUUUAAUGCUAAAAGAGCAUUUUCACUGUUGGAAGCUGCUAAAAAAUUACUGAAUGCUUUUUAAGUUAUUUUACUUUUACUCAGUGGUAUUUCUCUGUAAGAAAUCAAACACCAGGACUCAGCAUUUUUCAAAUAACUUUUCUUAAAAUUUUCCUCAAAUUUAUGAGUUUUCGAGUCUUCAUUUUGCAAUGUGAGUCUCAAAGCACAGACUUUGUAUUUUAUUUCUAUUUUUUAAUUGCAAAAAGCGUAUUUCCCUGUUCCCUAUGAAUGAACAUGCAUUUGGAGAAGCUGGGAGAGAAUUCUUCCUGAGCUGUCAGUGACUGCAUCUCACACAGCUGUAAUCAUAACUUUAAUUUUGUAUGGAAAAAAAUACAGUAGCUGUGCAAAAAUAGAACUACAGGACCAGAAUAAUAAACUUGUACAAAAUACCAAAGAAAUAGUAUGCAAUAAAUAAGCAAAAGCAUAAUAAUGUGAACUCAGGAAAGGAUUUAUAAAACCGCGUACAGCUGUUUACAAGGUAAUGCACCACUGUACAACACACGAGACCUGAGAAGUGACAGCCUCAGGUUGCCCACUCCCGCCCACUGGCAGCCAGAAGUCUCACUGCACCUCUUUAGUUUCCAAGUGUUCUUGCCUCUAUAAACCUUAUUUCCUCUGAAAAAUCUCCACAACUUCAUCCUACAAAGUAACUGCACAUACGCUUUUCUUCCAACUUUCACCUGCGUUUCAUUUCUUGGGCUUCCUAUUGAAAUACUUACUAAGCAUUUCGCUGCUGUACCUUUUUUAAUAAUAAACAGCCGAUACAGAAUUUUGCUUUAAAAUAGCACCCAGAGGUGAUCAGGUAACUAUAUAAAGUGCGAUUAUCGUUAACAUGCUGUAAUGCUGUGUUACUCAGUGCAAUAACCAAUAUGGUCAAAGCCUUUCAAUACACAUGCAGAUGUUACUGUUUAUUUUACUUGUUACUAAAAAUAGUUAUAUUUACAUCUCAAAGCAUGACUGCUUUGAGUUUACUCAUACACAAAUUUUGCUUCCUAAAUGUACAUCAUGCACCUCAAAGUAGAGCCCACUGGAAAAGUGAUAAAAUAUUAUCUUUGAUUUAAAAAAACCAUAUACAGAUCUGAAGAGUACGCAGCAUCUAUUUUCAUAACACUGUUCUUUGAAGUAAGCACUUAAGCAUAAUAGAGGCACAAUUAUUGUGUAAGUGAUGAGAUGCAAUGCAACCAAAAGCAAAGAUUAAAGCCCUAUGGAGAAGCUAAAUAUAUAUAUAUAUAUAUGUAUAUAUAUUUUCUUUUUUGGGGGUAAAAUGUCAUGGCAAGAAUUUUGCUACUUGAGGUCCUAGUUUGUCGGAUUGAUUGACUGAUUGAUCCUAACAGACUGUUCCUACACAAAUUGGCUUUUCCAGUUACUGUGUCAGUAUGAACAGCUUGAAGUGGUCGCACCCCACAAAGCACUGGUCAGCAUGGGCUGCGCGCCCAGCAGCAGCCCACUGUGGUGGGAUUACCCCGUGAUGUUGGAAGCAAAGUUCUACAACUACGUAAUGUACAAAAUAAUAUUUACACGUUUGAUUCGAUAAAUGAUCGCUUGGGUUUUGCAGAGGUGACAUGGCUUAAGUGACCUUCCUUACUGAUGUGAGAGUGCUGCUUUGAUGGCGCAUCUUGGUAUAAAUGCAGAACCUGUUUUGGUGCUCUGUUAUCUUGACAGUAGGCCACUGUUUGACACUUCAGCUCCUCGUGUGCUUUAGCUUGCAUACCAUUCUGGUUGCUCUCUCCUGGGACAGUAACAGCAGAGGAAGUUUUAGUUUGAGAGUGUUUGACUGAAAACUGCUCAAAAUUAGAAGACUGAACGCUCCCAGAAGAAACAUUUGCUGAUAAUCCAUCCGAGGUCUGAGAAUGCCAAGAGCGACUGGACUGAUUUUGCUGCUGAAACCUGGCAGUCUUAUCCAUGAUUCCCAUAAAUGGCGUAUUGCGAGGUCUGUGUUCAGCAGCAGUACCAUGAACUUGAUUAACUUUGUUCUCCUUGAUUCGAACGUCUGGCCCCAGCCCCUUAAUGCCAUCUGCAAAGCUACUCACUGAAGUUAAGCUGCUGGUUGAGCUGGCAAGAAUCAUACUGCUAGAUGGAGAACUAGAAGAGACAGUGCUGGGUACAGGGGUUUGCUGUCUUGCUUCACUGAAAUUCAUUUGAAAUGGGGCUGGUGAUGGGUCAGUGGUUUUGGAUUUCUUUGCAAAAGAGUGCUGUGAAUGGGAACACUGGCUGGAUGUGAACUUCUCAUUGUACAGCUCAGAAGUAGCACCUGUGGAAGCACUUCCAGCAGAAAAUGCGCUUGUCCCAUCCAAAUGCUGAAUUUUAGAGUGUUGAACUGGCACAGGACUUUGAGAAAGAUGCUGAAAAGGUGAUUGUGUCUUUGUAUUACAUUGAUUACUUCCCAGUUUUGAUCCAGGCUGGAUGGAGCUCAGGUGCUGAUUAGUUUUUACAAUCUGUGCUUGCUUUGUUGGCUGCAUGAUCAAGCCUGGCUCUCUUAGAUAUUUAUUGCCUGUUCUGCCUUGAGGGGACACAGGUCUCACUUUCUGCUGAACACUGUCUUGAAUGUUUCUAGCGUAUGAUGAAGCAGCUAAGGAACGCUGCAGCCUUUGUGGAGAGGAAACGGAUUCAUCAGGGUGCGGUAGUUCUUCCUCUUUUUCUUGGAGAUGGAAGUUCUCAUUCACACCUUGAAUAACAUCCUCCUCCUCAUUAUCAGAGUUAUUAAUUUGCUGUCCUGACUGUGGGCACUGAUGCUUCUGUUGUUGUGUUCUCUGGAACUGCUUACACUCCUCUUCUACUCGAGCCAGAAGACGUUUUAUUUCCUGAUUGCUAGGACACAGCUUUGUGGCUUCAUGUAGGUCAGCAAGAGCAGCAAGUAGCUUUCUGUAUGAAGAAGACCCAGAAUUCAUUAAUAAAAACCUGGGACAAGUCUGAGUUUCAGCACUGCUUAUUAAGCAGUAAUAUCCACCUCCACCACUUUCAAAGAGAUGUUCUGAUCUGUCAUCUCCUGUAAGUGUGGUGAAAAGAUAAGAACUGUAUAGUCUUCAACCCAGGAAGUUCUGCAGUGGAAGCACAGACCUAGUCCUAAGUCUUUCCCCUCUUGCAUCCCAAGAGUCAUCAGGAAGGCAGCAGAAAUCAACUAGGAACUGAAGCACUGUCUCACGAGCCCUUCACCUUCACAGGAGAUCACCAGCUAAACUCUGCUCCCUGUCAAUUUCUUAUUCUGCUUUGGGCUGGCACCAGUGCUACAAGCAGUGUGGGUGCUUCAUGCCCAGAGGUGCCCAAGGCCAUGGAUGGGGUCAGGUGCAGCCUGAACUGCUGGGGGGCAGUCAGCCCGUGGCAGGGGUGGAGCAGGGGGCCUUUGGCAUUCCUUCCACCCCAACAAUACUAUGGGUCUAUGAUUCUGUAGAAUACCUCUCCUUACUCACUCUGACAUUUAAAGGAACUCACUUCGUAUCAGUUUACUUCUAUCUACUUUCUGGGCUAAUAAUUACCUGAAUGGGUAUUUAAUAUUGCUUUUUGGGCUUGGUUUGUUUUGACUGAUGGUGAAACCUAAUAAUACGGAAACUGUACCAAAAAACUAUUUUUCUUUCUAAAUUCCAACCACAAAAAGAAAAGAAAAAACAGAAAAGAAAAGCAAUCACAGAAAGCAUUACAAAGUUAAAAAAAAUGAAUGUGGACUUACGAACAGAAUCAAACAGUACCUGCUGUUCCUUUUUGCCCUUGCUCGAGCAUAAUAGGCUUCGUAAGACUUGGGCUUCAAAUCCAAUGCUUUGGUAGCGAACUCUUCAGCCAUACCAAAAUCCUAAUUAUUUAAACAAAUGUACUCAUUAUACAUUGACAAUAAAAGAGAGCCAUGUGUGCUUCAAUCAUGGUAGUGCUUCAGAAAGUGCAGAUAGCUUGUCCAGUACAGAAAGUGACACUGGGAGCAGACCGUAUCUUGGUAGCCCUUGCUGUGAAGUCUAACAGAAACUGACUCUAAAGUAUUUAAGAUGCAGUGUUAUACAGUUAUUGUCAAUGCACAUGCAUUAAACUGCUACAAGAGACUGCAUGUUGAGCAAGGAAAGGGAUCCCCUCAGAUAAAAACACUUUGAAGUGCACUGUGAGAAAAGAAAGAAUAAAGACUUAGAGAAAAAAGAAAAAAAGACAUUGAAGGAGUUGUAUUAGUCCAGAGCUUUCUUGGAGGAGGUGUGUAUGAAUUCUAAAGAAAACCUACAGUAGAUCCAGUAGAUCUGAUGUAUUUGGUCUUCAUUUCACAAGAACAAAAAAGAACAGUUUAGCAAAUACAAUUAAACCCAAAGCUGGAAUUUACAAAGCACGACUGAAAUGGGGCAAUGAUGGCCAUGGAAAGAUGAAGCCAGUCUAAUUUUUAAAACACCCAUGCACAGCAAAGGAAAAGCUUAUCAAGAAAAAUCAAAACCACAAAACAACACAUGAGAGUAUAUAGAAAGAAUCUCCUCCUUUCCUCCCUCUCCCAUUGAUCACAGAGUCACUUCCAGCUGUUAGUGUGAGGCUACUGAGAAACAGAGUCUGAUCCAGGAGGCGGCUGGAGACUGCAGUUCUAACAGCGAAAGUAAAGGAAUGGCACUUGCACAGCAGUGCUAGAAUGGCCAAGAUAAAUCCUCAACAUCCAUGUUUAAAUGUUCUUCAGAUUGAAAUAGAUGCCAUGAACAACAUGGAAGACUUGGGAAUUAAGAAGUUCGUGCCUGAAAAGAAGGAAUUGUAUGAGGUGUAUUCAUAGAAUUGCAAGGUUUAGCUCUAAUGGUCAUUCAGGUUCUUCGCUGCCAUCUGAUACACUGCUGAAGCUACAAAAGGAACAACCAACACAUACCAACAAGCUGUAUAAGCAGGCACUUCACAAUAAAUGCUGGUGGCAGCAGAAUUUUCCAUGUAGUCCUUUAAAAGUACCAGGAAUGGCCAGCAGUUUGUUAUUCCAAAAUAAUGGUAACAUAACAGCUGCAAUAGUUCUCCCCUUAUCUGGGGAACUGUCCCCAUUUGUUCACACAACUAAGCCCCAGAACAGCACAGUGAAAGGAAUUCUAAAACAGCAAAAAAACCACCAAAACCAACCACGUCCAAUGUCUGGGCAGUGUACCAGUGUUUGCUAAGCGAGAAAUCCUAAGACUCAGUUGCGUCCAUACGCCUUGGAGGAAUCUGCACAUCCUCCCCUCUUCUGCCUUUGGAGCUCACCAUAGUGAUGGAGAGUCACGAGAGCACAGCAGCAGCAAGAUGCAACAGAAGCCAUCAGCAGUGUGGUAGAAUAGGUGUCUAAGAUUCCCAGUGAUAGAGAAGCAAUAGAUUAAAAACAAGAGCUUACAUUUGUUUUUCGGCGACACCGUGAUAAAUUUAAGUACAAUGAAACUCUCAUCUCAUUGAAUGCUUUCAUUUCUUCUCCAAAUCCUUCCCUCGGAAACUUCCUCAAGGCAUACUGAUAGCGCUGUGCUGCUUCUUUCAUCUUGCCUUUCUACAGAAUAGGGAAUAAGAAGCUUUUUCAGAAACCUGUAUUAUUACAGCGCUGUCACAGUGCAACCACGUUCAUAUUUGAAAUCUACCAACAUGUACUCUUCACAGAGAAAUAUAUAUUUGUAAUGUAUAUAUGUUGCACUUACACACAGGUACCGUAAGGGAACUUAAGAGGUAAUUAGAAUUUAUGUUUCUUUCUAAACUCAGUAUUUUUAAUAGUAUUUCACCAGGACGCUACACACAGUAAUACACACUUCUUGUACCAGAACAAUUCUUCAAGAAUGUGUUUGACACCAUACAAUUCUUAAUUUCACUUAUUUAUUAAGGAGAGCAGUCAAAUGUCUGAUGAUACAGUUUAUUAAAGCUCUAAGACAUUUCUAAUGGAGUAUAUCCUUAAUCAGGAAUGGUUACCCUUCACCAGGUGGUGCUACCACGGAAUAAGGGAUGGAUGAGGAGAGCAAGAAGGAGCUGGCGCAGCACUCAAACCUGCAGCCCAGCUACUCCAGCUUCACUUCAGUGUCUCAGCCAUGAGUAUUAGGUGGAGGGCUGAAUGUAGGAACAUAAAUGCAGUAAAGGAUUGGCCGCCCACUUGUUAACAAAGGCUGAGAAGUAAUUGCUGCACACUGGAAGCAUGUUGCCAUUGUUUUAUGACUUUUGUUAUCUGUAUUCCACAUCACAAUACCAUGUAGUGCACUGGGAGUAAAGACUCAAUGCUGCAGUUCCGUGAAUUGUUGACAGUUCUGUUUUACCUGCCUCAGAAAAGAAAGAAUGAACUGCAUAUCCCAGAAGACUUUACUGUUUUGUUUCCAUUCAGAGGGAAAGAUAAAACUGUUUGGGAGUCACAUCCCCUUCUUUUUCUGCUCGUCUGCUCUCCCUGGCCGUCUCACUUUCAGCCUUACAGUAACGCCUUCUGUUUUGGACACUCAUUUUUUCUAAUUCACUAGCUUCAAUUCCAAAUAUAUUGCAUUAUGCUGUGUUAUCUCACAUUUCACUAUCGUAUUUAGUAAAUUAGUUUUCUCCCUUAGCUUGUUACCACUGUUUUGUUUCUUGGCCCAUCUCGGGGCUUGGGCCCAUGGGUCCUCCUGCCCCAUUUAGUCACAGAACCAGGCCGAAGCACAACGAACCCCAUCACACGCUCAGACAUGCUGCAGCCUUCCAUUCAAAACUUUGGCAAAAGAAUGAAGCAAAGUGUGUUUGAAAAAGUUUCAUAAGCUACAUGACACACCUUAGCUCUAGCAAGUCAUUCAAAUCACUGUAAUAAAAUUAAGUCUAAAAAUACCAGCAGGAAAUUCAGCUUCUUGUAACAAACUGCAAAGCACGCUGCUACCAACCCUGCUGUGCCGACCUGGUCUCAGAAUCUAAGCAGGGUCCAACCUGCUGAGUGACCUGAGAACCUGAAGCAGAACGGGCUGGUGCUGUGAUGCUGUGGGUUCUCCCUGCAGAACCCGCGAGACACACUGAACACACUGCUGUGUUAGUGAGGUGCAGGAAAGGCCUCUCUGGAAUGACAGAAUUGCCUUUGUAGCAUGAACUCUGAUACCCUUUAGGCCUGAAUGAUGUCCCACCCUUGACGGUACCUGCUUGGAUAUAAAGUUCUAAACUCAUAUCAGGAUUGAUGAGCUUGAUAAAUUAUUCAUAAGAUGUCUGCACAGAGUCCAGAGGACUUUAAGUAGGCCCACCCUGAUUUGUAGCAAAGUCUGAAGGGUUCCUCUCCUCCAUUAUGCAAAGCCAUCAGAAAUCAGAGGUAAAAUGGCAGAUAUUUGAGGGCCCCUAUUAAAAAACAACUGUGCAAUUUAUAAACCCUGUGGCUACAACAGAUUUUCAAUAAUGCCCACAUAAUUCAUUCAGCUCUGCAUUGGAACAGUUUACAAAAACAGUUCCACUCUUCUGAGCAAAAUACCAUGCCUAGUAAAAAGAAUGCAUCAGGAGAUCCUUGUUCAGUAUUUAAACAGUGUGCAAAAGAUCACUGAAGGAUAGGAAUGGGAGGGUGGUUGGACUAGAUGAUCUUGAAGAAAAGCCCUGAUGUUACUGAAUUCAACAAGGUGCUCACAUUCUGAGCUGCUCCUAAGAAACAACUGACAAGUGUCCACAGAGCACGUGGUCAACUGAAAUAAAAUGUAUUUGUUUAUUAA